This is a messenger RNA of Aphanomyces astaci, 740 nucleotides long. RefSeq lists its product as hypothetical. Gene Ontology annotation, cellular component: precatalytic spliceosome. The transcript is spliced from 4 exons. Bases 24 to 458 code for a protein of 144 amino acids. The record is from RefSeq and is a predicted model, not a curated record. Lineage: Eukaryota; Oomycota; Saprolegniomycetes; Saprolegniales; Verrucalvaceae.
UCUUGACGUUGUCGGUGGUUGCCAUGAACGCGACAGACCUGUCGGCAUUCAGCGUCCACGGAGUGAACCCGCAGCAUCUUGUGGAGAAGAUCCUACGGAAUCGUAUCUAUGACAGCAUGUACUGGAAAGAGCAAUGCUUUGGUCUCACGGCGGAGACGCUGGUGGACAAGGCGAUCGAACUCACGCAUAUUGGCGGCCACUUUGGAGGAAACCAGCAACCGACGCCAUUCCUGUGUCUGUUGUUGAAGAUGCUCCAGAUCCAACCCGACAUGGAGAUUGUCGUCGAGUUCAUCAAAAACGGAGAUUACAAGUACGUGACCAUGCUCGGCGCGUUCUACCUGCGGCUGGUCGGUAAACCCACGGACGUGUAUCCGAUCUUGGAAGAGCUCUUGGCCGACUACCGCAAGAUUCGGAAACGCAACACAUUAGGUCCGUCUCUCGUUCAUCUCCCAUGUUGACGCAGGACGGUGAUGAUGUGGUAGGAUGGGAGAUGCUGCAUGUGGACGAAGUGGCCGACAUUCUGUUGAAGGAAGAGUACUUCUGCGACAUUGCGCUGCCGCACUUGGUCGAUCGGUACCAACUGGAGGCAUCCAACGCGUUGAAGAAGUACGUGAGUCCCCUUGAGGCAGACUUUGCCUCGGACGAUUCCAGCGACGACGACUCGGACUAAUAUCCGAAAACAAAACGAAAACAACUCAAAAUCCGUCUAAUAUUUCACCAUUUUCAACGUUUUUGUCGAG